This is a messenger RNA of Rubroshorea leprosula, 1882 nucleotides long. Lineage: Eukaryota; Viridiplantae; Streptophyta; Magnoliopsida; Malvales; Dipterocarpaceae. The record is from the annotation of a GenBank genome assembly.
ACCUGAAUAUAGUGAAGACUACCGAGGCAAGGAUGUCAUGGUACAAUAUCCCGUCAAGCUUGCAUUUUUAUGGUGGCGGAAGAAAAAAGAAUGUCAUGGCUUUUGGUGGGACUAUGUGACAGAAUUCGCCUUGCGUUGCUCAAUGAAGGAAAGGAAGUUCAACAAAGAUUGUGCAGACCAAAUUAUUCAUUCUCUUGGUGUCGAUCUAAAGAAGAUAAACGAGUGCAUUGGAAAUCCAAUGGAAGAUGAAAAGAACCCAAUUCUUGAAACGGAGCAGAAUGCACAGGGUGGAAAAGGCUCACAUAGAGAUACGAAUAUUGUGCCCAGUCUCAAGAAAAAUGGUGUCAAGUACCAAGGGAAGUUGGAAAGGAAAGCAGUUCUCCAGGCUAUUUGCUCAGAACUCCCAAAAAAUAUGAACUUGCCUGCAAUUUAGCAAGAACGCAGGAAGUUAUUCCAGCAUCCUACUAUUUCCACACUUCUUCAUGAUUUCGAUCAAUUUGAAAACUUUUUCUUGGCUCCAUACUCUACUGAUUGCGGGAAUUCGAAUGAGGGAAUAAAUCUAGAUUGUACAGGUGAAGUCCUUCAUGCCGAAGUGCCGAUUAUUGAAGGAAAUGUGCUGGGGGCAGAUCAUCAUGAGCAAUGUACUGCACUAACCAUAACUGAGAAAGAAAAGGAUUUAGGGGAAGAUUGGGGCAAGUGUGAAGAAAUGUUAUUGGAGUUACACUCUAUUGUUCCUCUGCAUAACAAGGAUCUUAUUGAUUUGGAUUUAAUUGAUGAAAUCCUCAAAGCUGCUAUGGAAACCAUAGCUGAAGAUGGAAAAAAUCCUGCUGCAGAAGGUGAAAAUGUUGCCAUCCAAACCAUCGAUAUCGAAGAUAAUGCUGAAAGCCAUGGUUGUCCUAGCAAUGGAAAUGCAAAGAUUUUAGAGCCGAAGCUGGAGGAGAAUGUGAAGGGAUGGACCACUCGGAGAAGGUACAAGAAGGGCUCUGUAGAGUCCAUGCAGAGAAAUGAAGAGAACAAGAUCAAGAAUAGAGUCAGCUGCUCGAUCAUUAGCGAUAAAGCAGGUCAGUAUCAGAUUUCUCAUGCUUAAUUAAUUUCAAUGAACCAUUUCGAGAUCAAAAAACAAGAAUUCUAGUGACUAUAAAUGAUGAACGAUUUCGAGUUAAUUAGUGCUUAUUCUGGUUCUUUGAUCAUCAGGCUUAUCUCCAUAGCCUGGAGUAUGAGUUCCACAGGCUACAGAAGAAGAAUACAUUCCUCAAAAAACUGCUCAAGGUAAUCACAACUCUGUUUUUUCUCUUCCUAUUCUACAUACCAAACAGUUAUUCUACAUAGAGUUUUUCAAGUUUGUAUCUUAUAAUAGUAAUAGAAAAUCCAAAAGCAAUUAAUUUGCGUCGGGGGGCUGUUGUCAUCUGUCUGUUGAUAUUUAUGUUGUUUGUUUACAAAGCUUUGUUUAAGAAAAUAUUUACACACAAAAACUGAUACAAGUUGAUUAUUUUUACUUUUCCAUAUUUAGUUUCUGAAACAGAAUCCAGGAAGUGAGGUGAAAGGAAAACAAUUGAAGAGGAUUGCCUCAGGACCAAUAUAAUGCGUGAGUUUCAUCGAAUAUAAGGCUAUUGAUUCGGGAAAGCCUUCUCAUAGAUUUGGACUUGCAUCUACUCAUGAGACCCAACAAGAUGAAAAUGGAAACAAUAAGAAUCAUGAAGCAGAAGAGGUGAUCACAUUUCCAUGUUGUUUGGCUUUUAUUUUAUGGAUCUUGGAUAAUUUUAGUCCUUGAAUUAGAUUUGCAAUGAUGAAAUUGUACUGUAUUGUAUUUGUUUGCAAAACAUAUAAGCAACCUCUUUUCAUUGCAAAUCACUUGGAAACAUAAUACAAUUGUGAGUAUUGC